Messenger RNA from Aspergillus fischeri NRRL 181, 1764 nucleotides. Its product is annotated as putative extracellular lipase. The record is from RefSeq and is a predicted model, not a curated record. The coding region runs from base 1 to 1764 and encodes 587 amino acids. The transcript is spliced from 5 exons. Lineage: Eukaryota; Fungi; Ascomycota; Eurotiomycetes; Eurotiales; Aspergillaceae.
AUGUUUCGCUCUCACAGACUCAUACUUCUGGCUGCCUUUCCUAUCAUCCUGCUCUUCAUCCUACAGCAGGGAUAUGUACCUUUCUCAAUACAGAGCCGAGUUCUAGCAUGGCUCCCGAACGCUGUACUUGAUAAGCUCAUUACUCGACCAACCGUCCAACUUCGCCAAGGUACCGUCGUAGGAACGAGAUUGUCCGACUCUUUGCGACAACCAGUUGAUGCAUUCCGAGGAAUCCCUUAUGCUCUACCUCCCACUGGAGACAGGAGAUUCCGCAGAGCCGUAGCAGUGGGCUCUUCGAACGAUACCAUUGACGCGAGUCGGUUCGGGCCACGAUGCCCUGGUAAACAACUAUUGAAAGUUCCUGGUGAAGCCACCCCUUUGGAGGAUUGCCUGACGGUGAACAUGUUUCGUCCUCAUGGCGCAAAAGGCAAACUACCAGUUGCAGUGUACGUGCAUGGCGGAGCAUAUAACCGUGGCACAGCUUCAAUGCAUAACACUGCAUCCAUGGUGGGAUGGUCCAAGAAACCAUUUGUUGCAGUAAGCUUCAACUAUCGCAUCGGCGCGCUAGGAUUCCUUCCUUCGACCGUGUCAGCAAAGGAGGGAAUUCUCAAUCUCGGGCUGCAUGACCAAAUCCUUGCUUUUAAAUGGGUCCAGGAGAAUAUCAAAGCGUUUGGAGGUGACCCCUCGCAAGUGACGCUCAUCGGCCUGUCCGCAGGAGCACACUCGAUCGCACACCAUAUUAUGAACUACGACCUCGGCACCUCUCUCUUCCACCGAGCCGUUCUCGAGUCUGGCGCAGCCACCUCCCGCACCGUGCACCCGUACAACGCCCAAAUACACGAAACCCAGUUCCAAGAGUUCAUUACAGAAGCCGGCUGCACCGAUAGACCACAAUCAGAGAUAAUAAACUGCUUGCGGCGCCAACCAUCCUCAGCCAUUAUCAACGCCUCUUUCACCGUCUUCGACCGAUAUAACCCCUCCAUCCGCUGGGCUUUCCAACCCGUCAUCGAUGGCGAGCUGGUCAAGACCCGCCCAAUCGACGCCUGGCACUCGGGGAAAUGGAACAAAAUGCCUAUCCUGACUGGCUUCAACACAAACGAAGGAACAUACUACGUCCCGUCCGCGAUGUCGCAGUCCUCCGAAUUCACAAGCUUCUUCCGCACCUUGCUCCCCGCCUACUCGGACAAAGAUAUCAGGACCAUCGACGAGCUCUACCCAGACCCCGCGGUGGACCCGUCCUCCCCAUAUCGCGAAACUAGAAGCAUACCUGUCGGACCGCAGUAUAAGCGCGUUGAAGCCGCGUACGGUCAUUACGCGUAUGCCUGUCCGGUGAGGCAGACCGCGACUCUCGCCUCGGCGGGACAGGAGGAGCCCGUGUUUCUGUAUCGGUGGGCGCUGACUAAGACGGUUCAGGGGGGCGCGAACCACGGUGAUCAGAUGGAGUAUGAGACGUUUAAUCCGGAGGUGCGAGGUAUCUCGAGCAGUCAGGACGAGAUCGCGGGGACGUUUCAUGCGUACAUCACUUCGUUUAUUGUGGCUGGGGAUCCGAAUGCGGUGGGGGGAAAGUAUGAAAAUCGCACAGUGUGGAAGCCUUACAAUGCCUCAGUGACAUCUGGACGCAAGAUUAUGGUCUUUGGAGAAGGGAAUGAUGAACGUGCUGGGGGUAGUGGUACGGGUGUUGCGGCGCAGUUCGUGGAGGACAGAUGGAGUCGAAGAGAGUGUGACUUUUGGUGGACCAAGGCCGGUAUAUCGGACUUGAAAUAA